Hypanus sabinus (Atlantic stingray) is the source of this 5333-nucleotide messenger RNA. Its product is annotated as nuclear factor 7, brain-like. The record is from RefSeq and is a predicted model, not a curated record. Gene Ontology annotation, molecular function: ubiquitin-protein transferase activity; protein binding; zinc ion binding. Gene Ontology annotation, biological process: protein ubiquitination. The transcript is spliced from 7 exons. NCBI's taxonomy places the organism in Eukaryota, Metazoa, Chordata, Chondrichthyes, Myliobatiformes, Dasyatidae. The coding region runs from base 159 to 1601 and encodes 480 amino acids.
GGACUGACAGCUUUCUCGUUCGUGGAGCCUUCUGGAGAGCAACAUAAUGUUCACUCCAUGAGACUACAGCGCACGUAGUGGACAAUCUCAGUACUGCAGGGGAUCAUUAGCUCCCCGAAAGUGAAAGCAUUCUGAAUCAGGAAGUGUCGGGAGUUAACAUGGCUUCGAAAGGACCGGCCGAGAGUUUGAGCGAGGAGCUAAUUUGUCCUGUCUGCCUGGAUUUCUUCACCGAUCCGGUUACACUGGAGUGUGGACACAACUUCUGUCGCUCUUGUAUCACACGGUAUUGGGAAAGGGAGCGGAGAAACUCCUGCCCGGAAUGUAGAGAGGUGAUUGCUGACCGCACCCUCAGGGUGAAUCGGGCCUUAGCAAAUCUGGCUGAAAAAGCUCGAAAUCUAAACCUGUAUCCGAAAGGGAAGGAAAGUAAACGUCACUGCGAGGAACAUGAGGAAGAACUGAAGCUGUUUUGUGUAACGGACAAGACACUGAUCUGUGUGAUCUGUGCAGUGGCGGAGGAACACAGAGAGCACCGCUUCAGGCCGAUUAAAGAAGCUGUUAAAAUCUACACGGAUCAGCUAAAAUCUUCCUUAGACUCUCUCACAAAAAAGAUAUUAGACUUCCAGGAAAAGGAGCAGCAACAGAAAGAGAAGAUUUCCGGAGUUCAGGAACAGUCACACAGCCUUCAGUCCCACAUCACAUCCCAGUUUGCUGAACUGCGCCAGAUUAUCACUGAGAAAGAGCAGAGCUUACUCAGGGAACUCAGGGAAGAAGAGAAGAGGAUUCUCAAUCCAAUGGAGAAAAAUCUUCGGGAGAUUCAAGAGAAUAUAAGGAUUAUUCAGGAGGAAAUCUCAAAGUUAAAGGAACAGAUGGAUCAAAAAGACAGUGUGAUGUUUCUCAAGGAGGAAGCUCGUCGGAACAGGAGGAUUAAUGAUGAUAUCCAGGAAUUAUCAGUGACAGAUGAGACCCUAUCGGUUGAAAAAUUCGAUCACCUCUAUUUGUUGAACACAGUGCUGAGAGAAACGCUUGAUGCUAUUAAUCGAGUAUCUGUCACCCUGGAUGUGGAAACGGCGGGUCCGUAUCUCGAGGUGUCUGAGGAUCGGAAGAGUGUGAGAUGGACCCGGACCGUGACCUGGAGGAAUCUCCCUGACACCGGGAAGAGAUUCACACACUGGGCUUGUGUGCUGGGAUCAAAGGGAUUCACAUCGGGGAGACAUUACUGGGAGGUGGAGGUGACGGGGAAUCGGGACUGGUUUCUGGGAGUCGCUGUAGAGUCUGUGGAGAGGAAGAGAGGGGUUAGUCUGAGUACGGAGACCGGAUUCUGGGUCAUCAGGCGGUAUUAUGACGUGUUACAUCGGGAUUGUGACGUGUUCGGUGGUCCCCCCUCCCCUGAGUCCCGUCUCACUGCCGGUCCCAUCCCCGGGAGGGUGCGAGUUUAUCUCAGUUACGAGUCCGGGACAGUUUCAUUUUACAACGCGGAGACCAAGUCCCAUCUCCACACCUUCACUGGGAAUAAAUUCACGGGGAAACUUUAUCCUUUCUUCGCGGCCUGGGAUGAAAACCAGUGGCUGAGAAUCUGCUCCGGUUCAGCUCCGGGUCUGUAAAUGGGUCGGGUCCCGGGACCGGUGUCAGGAGUAAAGUCCCUGUAAAUAUAAAUGUGCGGAGAGUGCAGCUAAAUACAUGGCUAAGGAGAUGGUGAGGAGGGAGGGCUUCAUGUUUCUGGACAAUUGGGCUUUGUUCCCUGGAAGAUGGGACCUGUUUCUACGGGACGGUUUGCCCCUGAACUGGAGGGGGACUAACAUCAUUGCGGGUGGAUUUGCCAGUGCUGCUCCGGGGGUGGGGGGUGGGGGGUGGCUGUGGUUAAACUCGAUUUGCAGAGGAAGGGGAACAUGAGGUUGUAAAUUAAUUUUCAGGAGUUUAGAAAUUGUAGAAAAUAAAGAUUUCCAAAAAGAUUUUAAUGAAGAACAUGAAAAGAACAUAUGUGAAAAAGUGGCUACUUCAGUUUUACACCUAUCGCAAUAAUUGUCUAUGUUAGGAAAUAUUUUGGAUAGUCUCUCCUUUAUUAAAUAGUAACAGUGAACAAUUUUAAAUUGAAUUAAACAGUGAUUGGCACAUAUCGAAGAAGAAUUGACCAUCUUCAUUAACAAAGGUCAUAUUAAGUUCUCUCUCCCAAUCUUGUUUAAUUUUUAGUGAUUAAGGGGAUCUGUUUUCUUUUUGCAGAUUUAUUUUGUGAUGGUCGAUUGAUGACUUCUGAAGGGUUAAUUAGCAAAUAGUCUCUCUCUCGUACACACUUUCUGCAACCUCUUCAGGUUAGACAUUUUUUACAAAAAUAUUUAUCUAAGUUUCCAUAUAUGCAAGAAUCUGAUUUGUUGGAUCCUAUUUUGAAUAAUAAUCCUAUAGUAAGUGGUUCCAUUGGUAGAAUUUAUAAUUUAUUUUUAAUACAUUAAUACAACAAAAUAACCUCCCACCUUUGGUUAAUUUCAGACGUGAUAGAGGGGGAGGGAUGAAAGGGGGACGAGUGGCAUUACUAGUCAGGGAAAAUAUCACAGCUGUGCGUAGACAGGACAGCCCUGAGGGCUUGUCUGCAGAGGUCAUAUGGGUGGAGCUGAGGAACAGGAAAGGUGUGACCACACUAAAAGGUUUCUAUUAUAGACCGCCCAAUAGUCAGAGAGAAUUGUAGGAGCAAAUCUGUAUAAAGAUAGUGAACUGGUGUAAGAAACAGGAAGUUGUAAUAGUAGGGGAUUUUAACUUUCCACGUAUUGACUGGGACUCCCAAACUGUAAAAGGGCUAGAUGACUUGGAGUUUGUCAAAUGUUUUUAGGAAAGUUUUCUAAAUCAAUAUAUGGAGGUAACUAUGAGAAAAGAGGCAAUACUUGCUCUCCUGUUAGGGAACCAGACAGUCAGGUGACAGAAGUAUGUGUAGGCAAUCAUUUUGGGUCCAGUGACCAUAAUGUCAUCAGUUUCAAGUUAAUUAUGGAUAAGGAUAGGCCUGGUCCUCGAGUUGAGGUUCUAAAUAGCAGAAGGGCCAAUUUUGUGGAAAUGAAAAAAGAUCUAGGAAGAGUGGAUUGUGAUAAGAUUUUUUUUUCCUGACAAGGAUGUGUUCAGUAAGUGGAAGGCCUUCAGAAGCUAAAUCUUGAGAGUGCAGAGUUUGCAUGUUCCUGCCAGGAUUAAAGGCAAAGUUAACAGGCAUUGGGAGCCUUGGGUUUCAAGGGAUAUUGGCGAUCUGGUUAAGAAAAAGGGAGAAGGCCAUUCGGCCCUUCGAGCCUGCACCACCAUUCAGUAUGAUCAUGGCUGAUCAUCCAACUCAGAACCCUGAACGUGCUUUCUCCAUACCCCCGAUCACUUUAGCCACAAGGGCCUUAUCUAACUUCCUCUUAAGUAUAGCCAAUGAACCAGCCUCAACUGUUUCCUGUGGCAGAUAAUUCCACAGAUUCACCACUCUAUGUGUGAAGAAGUUUUUCCUCAUCUUGGUCCUAAAAGGCUUCCCCUUUAUCCUUAAACUGUGACCCCUCGUUCUGGACUUCCCCAAAUUCAGAAACAAUCUUCCUGCAUCUAACCUGUCCAAUCCUUUUAGAAUUUUAUACGUUUCAAUAAGAUCCCCCCUCAAUUUCUAAAUUCCAGUGAGUAUAAGCCCAGUUGAUCCAGUCUUUCUGAAUAUGAAAGUCCAGCCAUCCCAGAAAUCAAUCUGGUGAACCUUCUCUGUACUCCCUGUAUGGCAAGAAUGUCUUUCCUCAGAUUAGGGGACCAAAACUGCACACAAUAUUCUAGGUGCGGUCUCACCAAGGCUUUGUACAACUGCAGUAGAACCUCCCUGCUCCUGUACUCAAAUCCUUUUGCUAUGAAUGCCAACAUACCAUUUGCCUUUUUCACCGCCUGCUGUACCUGCAUGCCCACCUUCAAUGACUGGUGUACACUGACACCCAGGUCUCGUUGCACCUCCCCUUUUCCUAAUCGGUCACCGUUCAGAUAAUCUGUUUUCCUGUAUAGGCAGCCAAGAACAAAUGAGUUACUUGAAGAGUAGAGAAAAUGUAAGAAAAUACUAAAGAAGGAAAAAAGACAUGAGGUGGCUUUGGCAGAUAAUGAGAAGGUAAACCUGAAGGGUUUCUACAAGUAUAUUAAGAGUAAAAGGACAGUAAGGGGCAAAAUUGGUCCCGUAGAAGAUCAGAGUGGUCGUCUAUAUGUGGAGCCUCACUAGAUGGCGGAGAUCUUAAACAGUUUUUUUUUGUAUCAGUAUUUACUCAGGAAACUGGCACAGUGUAUGUGGAAGGAAGGGAAACAAGCAGUAGUGUCAUGGAACAUUUAGAGAUUAAAGAGGAGGAGGUGCUUGCUGCCUUACAGUGAAUAAAUGUAAUUAAAUCCCCCAGGCCUGACUUGAUAUUUCCUCGGACAUUGAGAGAGGCUAGUGUAGAAUUUGCAGUGGCCCUAGUAGAGAUAUUUAAAAUGUCCUCAGCUACGGGUGCGGUGCCGGAGCAUUGGAGAGUAGCUCUUGUUAUUCCGUUGUUUAAAAAAAGACUCAAAAUUGGCUGUGUGGGAGAAGACAGAGAGUGGUAGUGGAUGAUUGCUUCUCAGACUGGAGGCCUGUGAAUAGUGGUGUGCCUCAGGGAUCUGUGCUGGGACCAUUGUUGUUUGUUGUCUAUAUCAAUGAUAUUGAUCUGGUAAACUGGGUCAGCAAUUUUGCUGAUGACACCAAGAUUGGAGGCGUUGUGGACAGCGAGGAAGGCUUUCAAAGCUUGCAGAGGGAUCUGGACCAACUGGAAAAAUGGGCCAGAGAAUGGCAGAUGGAAUUUAAUGCAGACAAGCCUGAGGUGUUGCAUUUUGGAAGGACAAAUCAAGGUCGGACGUACACAGUAAAUGGUAGGGCACUGAGGAGUGCAGCGGAACAAAGGGAUCUGGGAGUUCAGGUACGUAAUUCCCUGAAAGUGGCGUCACAGGUAGACAGGGUUGUAAAGAAGGCCUUUGGCAUCCUGGCAUUCAUAAAUCAAAUUAUUGAGUAUAGGAUUUGGGAUGUUAUGGCGAGAUUGUACAAGGCAUUGUUGAGGACAAACUAGCAGUAUUAUUUGCAGUUCUGGUCACCUCACUAUAGGAAGUAUAUCAGUAAGUUUGGAAGAGUGCAGAGAUUUACUAGGAUGUUACCAGGUCUUUAGGAGCUAAGUUACAGGGAAAGAUUGAACAGGUUAGGACUUUAUACCUUGUAGUGUAGAAGAAUGAGAGGAGAUCUGAUAGAGGUUUACAAAAUUCUGUGUGGUAUUGACAGAGUAAGUGCGAAUAGGCUCUUUCAUGUUAAAUUAGGAGAGAUAAAUAUGAGAGGACAUAGCUUUCGGGUGAAACGGGCAAGG